AUGACCCGUUUCCGACCUUGUAUCGACCUGCACGCCGGCCAGGUCAAACAGAUCGUCGGCGGCACGUUGAGUGGCCAGGAAUCCGACUUGCAAACAAACUACAUCUCUUCACACCCGGCAGGGUAUUUUGCAAGACUCUACCGCGAUUCAAAUCUGCUAGGUGCCCAUGUCAUCAUGCUCGGACCCGGGAAUGAGGCUGCUGCUAAGGAAGCUCUUGCAGCGUGGCCUAGCCAUCUCCAAGUAGGGGGGGGCAUUACCGAUGCCAAUGCGAAAGAAUGGAUAGAUGCCGGGGCUGAAAGGGUCAUAAUUACUUCUUUUCUUUUCCCUAACGGGCGAUUUUCCCUGGAGAGGUUGAAAUCAGUCCUCUUGUCCUUGGGGAACGACACGUCCAAGCUCGUCAUCGAUCUCAGUUGUAGACGCCAAGACAACACCUGGUUCGUGGCUAUGAAUAAAUGGCAGACAAUCACGGAGAUGGAGAUCACAAAAGAAAAUAUCGAGAUGCUGGAACCAUAUUGCUCAGAAUUCCUCAUCCACGCAGCUGAUAACGAGGGCCUACAGCAAGGCAUCGACACCGAUCUCGUUGCCAAAUUAGCUGAAUGGUGCAGGAUACCCGUAACCUACGCCGGCGGCGCACGUACAGUGGAAGACCUCGACCUCGUCAGGAGAUGUAGUAACGGUCAAAUCGACUUGACCAUUGGUAGUGCUUUAGAUGUACUUGGGGGAAGCGGAGCAAAGUUUGAAGACUGUGUGAGGUGGAAUAUUGAGAAUUCAAGUUGA
Rhinocladiella mackenziei CBS 650.93 is the source of this 777-nucleotide messenger RNA. RefSeq names its product 1-(5-phosphoribosyl)-5-[(5-phosphoribosylamino)methylideneamino] imidazole-4-carboxamide isomerase. Gene Ontology annotation, cellular component: cytoplasm. The coding region runs from base 1 to 777 and encodes 258 amino acids. NCBI's taxonomy places the organism in Eukaryota, Fungi, Ascomycota, Eurotiomycetes, Chaetothyriales, Herpotrichiellaceae. The transcript is spliced from 3 exons. The record is from RefSeq and is a predicted model, not a curated record. Gene Ontology annotation, biological process: L-histidine biosynthetic process; L-tryptophan biosynthetic process. Gene Ontology annotation, molecular function: 1-(5-phosphoribosyl)-5-[(5-phosphoribosylamino)methylideneamino]imidazole-4-carboxamide isomerase activity.